GCAGUGUGUACCCCGCAGUCUGUUUCACCGGCUGUCCUGUAUUCCAGGAGGCCGGCAUCUUCAGUGUGGGCACCCGGCUGUGACAGCUUGCGGCUUCACAGCCGGGUACCCACUGCGCAUGCGCGAGUAGCGCUGCGCUUCAUGAAUGGUCCUGUAGUCAUCUGGGACCUGUCACAUGUCCCAAAAGACUACAGGGAGGGAGAGAGGACACAUUCCGCUUCUGGUCGCCUAGGCGAUCGGAACAGAAGUGGAAGAGAGUACCUGUCAAAUUCGGGUACCCGCUCCCCAAGGUGCCAAUCC
Molecule: messenger RNA, 300 nt
Organism: Staurois parvus
Lineage: Eukaryota; Metazoa; Chordata; Amphibia; Anura; Ranidae
Source: the annotation of a GenBank genome assembly